Hippopotamus amphibius kiboko is the source of this 735-nucleotide messenger RNA. RefSeq lists its product as uncharacterized. The transcript has 8 exons. The record is from RefSeq and is a predicted model, not a curated record. Bases 1 to 735 code for a protein of 244 amino acids. NCBI's taxonomy places the organism in Eukaryota, Metazoa, Chordata, Mammalia, Artiodactyla, Hippopotamidae.
AUGAGACGGGGCGAGGUCCCUGGCAGAACUGGCUUUGGGUCCACUCUUCCACCUCGUUCUGUGCCCUGGUGGUUGGAUGACUUCACCAGAUUACCUCACUCUCUGGCUCAAGGUGGAAUCAGGGGAACGUGCGUGACCUUCACUGCAUUGUUGAAUGAUAGCCCAUCAGAAAAACCAAAACGUGAAAGACAACUGGACAAGUCCAAAAGUCACUCCCGAGUUGGCCUGAAGUCAAGCACCAAGCAAAAGACCACCAUUUUCAGCACAUUGGCCAGUGAGAAGUCCUUAUCUGACUGCAAAAAGGUUCUCAUCCCACUGAUGUCUCCUUUUGUGGGGCCGGAAGGCAGCCCUUUGGAUAAGCCAUCCGGAGUCAAUGGCAAGAAUUCAGUGCAGGAGCAUAUAAGGAAAUUGAGGACCAUACAGGCUACGUGUCACAGUAUUAACCGGUCAUCAAAAAUCUACCAAUUAAAUCAAACUUGUUGCACUCCUAAGUUCAUAUAUACCUCUUCUCACAUCCCAGAUGGUGGGAGGAGAGCCGUGGUCUGGCAGGACGAGCCGGCGAGAAAGCGAGCCCCUGGGCAGCUCAGCCUGAGAUUAAGGGGUCCCCGGUGCCAUUGUGCUGGCAGCUGCUCCGCCUCACCCGUGCGCCGCGUGUGCGGCGUCAGCCCACGUCUGGUCUUAUUUGCUGUGGGGGAGGCGGCACUUGAAAGGUGGCCCCUCCCCCAGACUCCUUGA